AUGCAAAUAUACACACGGGGGCGGACAGUCCCCUCCGCCCCUCUCCCAGUGCUCCCAGUAGCCGGCCUUCCCCUUCCUCCAGUGCUCCCAGUGCCCUCCCCGCGCUCCCAGUGUCCCCGUGAGGCGUCAGGUGACAGCGGGGCCGGGGGGAGGCGACCCCGCUUCCCCUUUUGGGGCCAUAAAGGGCCGGAGUGGCCGGAGCGGGGGGGGGGGGACACGAGGGGACAGGACGGGACAGGCCGGGACGAUGCUGGCACUGCUGUGGCUGACGGUGGCCCUGGCCACACCCGGGGGGGCCACGGGGGGGCUCUGACCUUCCUGGCCCUGGGGGACUGGGGGGGGCUGCCCGACCCCCCCUUCGUGACCCCGCGCCAGGUGGCCACGGCGGCCGCCAUGGGCCAGGCGGUCACCGAGCUGGGCGGCGACUUCGUCCUGGCCCUGGGCGACAACUUCUACUACGAAGGGGUGCGGGACGAGUGGGACCCCCGGUUCCAGGACACCUUUGAGCGGGUGUUCGUGUCCCCGGGGCUCCGGGGUGUCCCCUGGUACGUCAUGGCCGGGAACCACGACCACGCCGGCAACGUCACGGCGCAGCUGCGCUACAGCCACCACUCCCCACGCUGGCACUUCCCCCACCCCUACUACAGCCUGCGGCUGCACAUCCCCGGCUCCAACGCCUCGGCGCGGCUGCUGGUGCUGGACACGGUGCUGCUCUGCGGCCACACGGACGACUUCGGCCUGGGCGACGUCCCCGCGGGGCCCCGGGACGCGGCGGCGGCCGGGGCUCACCUGGCCUGGCUGCGGGCGCAGCUCGAGGCGGCCGCCGGGGACAGGUUCGUGCUGGUGGCCGGCCACUACCCGGUGUGGUCAGUGGCCAAGCACGGCCCCACGCCGUGCCUGGUGCGGCUCCUGCGGCCGCUGCUGCGGCGCCACCGCGUCACCGCCUACCUGUGCGGCCACGACCACAACCUGCAGUACCUGGAGGAGGGGGGGGUGGGCUACGUCCUGAGCGGCGCCGGGAAUUUCAUGGAGGAUUCGCGGCCCCACGACGGCUCCGUCCCCCCCGGCUCCCUCCGGUUCUUCUUCGGGACCCCCACGAGUCCCGGCGGCUUCGCCCACCUGCGCCUGGAGCCCGGCGCGGUCACCGUCACCUUCCUGGAGGCCACCGGGCGCGUCCUGCACCGCGUGACGCUGCCCCCCCGCGACCUCUGACCCCCCGCCGGGGACACCGGGACCCCCUCCCUGGGGGACACCCCGUGACCUCUGAUCCCCCCGGUGACACCGGGACCCCCUCUCUGGGGGACACCCCAUGACCUCUGACCCCCCCGGGGACACCGGGACCCCUUCCCUGGGGGACACCCCGUGACCUCUGACCCCCCUCCUGGGACACUGGGGACACUCGGGACACCGGGACCGCUGGCUCUGGGGACACCCCGCGAUCUCUGACCCCCUGGGGGACACUGGGGACCGGACACUGACCAGUGACCCCCGUGACCCCUGACCCGGGGGGACCCCAAUGACCUGGGGGACACUGGGGACAUGGAGUGGACACUGCGACGCCCACCUGGGCUGCCCCCGUGACGACUGAGACCCCAAUAAAGCCUUUGAACGGC
Messenger RNA from Corvus hawaiiensis (hawaiian crow), 1613 nucleotides. It is a transcript of the gene ACP5, whose product is annotated as acid phosphatase 5, tartrate resistant. NCBI's taxonomy places the organism in Eukaryota, Metazoa, Chordata, Aves, Passeriformes, Corvidae. Bases 1 to 1212 code for a protein of 403 amino acids. The record is from RefSeq and is a predicted model, not a curated record. The transcript is spliced from 6 exons. Gene Ontology annotation, molecular function: ferric iron binding; ferrous iron binding; acid phosphatase activity. Gene Ontology annotation, biological process: bone resorption.